Mirounga angustirostris (Northern elephant seal) is the source of this 1146-nucleotide messenger RNA. RefSeq names its product transmembrane protein 95 (gene TMEM95). Gene Ontology annotation, biological process: fusion of sperm to egg plasma membrane involved in single fertilization. Bases 370 to 1008 code for a protein of 212 amino acids. The transcript is spliced from 7 exons. Lineage: Eukaryota; Metazoa; Chordata; Mammalia; Carnivora; Phocidae. Gene Ontology annotation, cellular component: acrosomal membrane; sperm plasma membrane. The record is from RefSeq and is a predicted model, not a curated record.
ACUGGGGGAGUCACUCACUCAUUAUUUAUGGCUGGUCAUGAUUUACAAGAAGAAAAAUAAAAUUGCUUUGUGGAACCUCAAACUUGUCAAGGCUGCUGAGGGCCAGGUUGGGGGGUGCUGUCCCCUUUGCAGCCGAAGCCCUGCUUUCUCUGCCCCAGUCUCCUUCUGGCCGUCAGUUCCUUGGGCCCCACCUUUGCCCCAGCUAGAGAUGGCACACAGUGGCACCGUUCCAGAAUGUUCUAGAAUCCCCAACUGUUCUGGAACACGCUAGAAUCUCCAGGCAAAGAGUUGGAACCAGGAUCGUAGCAUUCGGAGGCCUUCGCAGCCUCAGUGGGGCCGGCCCCCGUCCGCCACUCGCCAGCAGGCCUCAUGUGGAUGCUGGCGUUAGGUGGGGUUUUCCUGGCCACUGCCCAGGCCUGUGUCCUCUGCCACCUCUCAGCCCGUGACUUGUCGGGCCGCCUGGCUCAACUCUGCAGCCGAGUGGAGGUUCUGUGGAAGGAUUGUGGGGCCUCCUGGAGCUUCCCGGCCUUUGCCUUAGAUGAGGCGUCCAUGAACAAAGUCAUAGAGAAGACUCACAGAGUCCUGAGGGUCAUGGAGAUCAAAGGGUCUCUCUCCUCCCUCCCCUUGUACUGGCGUUGGCUGCAAACCACCAAGCUCCCCGCGUACACCAGGGAAGCUCUGUGCGCGCCCGCCUGCCCGCUGGUCCCGCUGUGUCCUGCAGGGGGCAGCACCAUCCUGUAUAACUGUUCCACCUGCCAGGAAUUCAAGGUGCGCUGCUGGCCCCGAAAGCGCUGCCUCCCAGGAAGUCACGAUCUUCGGGAAGCCAAGAUUCUGCUCCUCUCUGUCUUGGCAGCUGCCCUGCUGCUGGGUGUUAUGAGCCUCGUGGUGGAGUCCAGUUACAUGGAAGCAGAAAGGACAAGUGAAGACCCGGACAGCCUCCCAGCCUCCUCCAGUUCUAAAGACCACGAUGAAUCCACUUCCCUCGGAGAGGAUCAGCCAGCCCCUUAGUUCCAAUCCCCAAGGUUCAGCCUUCCAGACCCCGAAGCCCAGACGUCCCCACGGUCCCAGUGUCAGAGGGCCGCCAGGGACCCACGCACCGGCAGCUGGGAAGCUCCUCUCCCCGCCCCUCCCUCCCCCAGCCUUCAA